AAAUCUCUUACAGCAUUGACGGAGGUCCGUUUUGAGGGUUUGAAUACAGCAGUUCUGUGUGAUUUGAAUUUUGCUCUGAGAAGAUGUCUGGAAGAGGAAAGGGCGGCAAGGGUUUGGGAAAGGGAGGCGCCAAGAGGCACAGGAAAGUCCUCCGUGAUAACAUUCAGGGUAUCACCAAGCCUGCUAUCAGGCGUCUGGCUAGGAGAGGAGGUGUUAAGCGUAUCAGUGGCCUGAUCUAUGAAGAAACCAGGGGGGUCUUGAAGAUCUUUUUGGAGAAUGUCAUAAGAGACGCUGUUACCUACACUGAACAUGCACGGCGCAAGACAGUGACUGCCAUGGAUGUGGUUUAUGCUCUCAAGAGGCAGGGUAGAACUCUCUACGGAUUCGGUGGUUAGACCUGCUUCUAACGGUGAAGGGUCUGUGAAUGGCUUUCUCUCCAACAAUCUGUCAUAUUUUUAGGUGUUUUUAAACACCACCUUUGCUGCGGAAUCAUUUGUUCGUCCCUUUAUUUGACAGUAAUUCAAAUGUAAGUAAGAUAACAAGGGCUGUUUUCGCUUAAAAUUGUCCAUUGAGCUGUUCAUAGAAUGAUAUGAGUGGCUAUUGAUGUGUUUGUUUUGUUAAGUUUAGCUGUUAAUAUUAGCAGUCUCCUCAAUCGGAUUAUCUUUAGAUGGUUAGUCUGCGAUUAGGAGAAUUUCUACCAAAAAACUGUUAGCAGUUUGUAAAUAUUUAUAUUUCUGUACACAGUUUAGACAAUUUAAUCCGAGCAAUUAAAAUUGGUGUUUUAA
Messenger RNA from Cryptomeria japonica (Japanese cedar), 785 nucleotides. Its product is annotated as histone H4. Gene Ontology annotation, cellular component: nucleosome. The record is from RefSeq and is a predicted model, not a curated record. Bases 84 to 395 code for a protein of 103 amino acids. Gene Ontology annotation, molecular function: protein heterodimerization activity; DNA binding; structural constituent of chromatin. NCBI's taxonomy places the organism in Eukaryota, Viridiplantae, Streptophyta, Pinopsida, Cupressales, Cupressaceae. Gene Ontology annotation, biological process: nucleosome assembly. The transcript has a single exon.